Messenger RNA from Pseudomassariella vexata, 2485 nucleotides. Its product is annotated as kinase-like domain-containing protein. The coding region runs from base 207 to 2201 and encodes 664 amino acids. Gene Ontology annotation, biological process: protein phosphorylation. The transcript has 2 exons. Gene Ontology annotation, molecular function: ATP binding; protein kinase activity. The record is from RefSeq and is a predicted model, not a curated record. NCBI's taxonomy places the organism in Eukaryota, Fungi, Ascomycota, Sordariomycetes, Amphisphaeriales, Pseudomassariaceae.
CUUCUAUCAAUGCCUCAGGUACCUUAUUUGCGGAUCAGUCAAACAACGAAGAAGGAGCGACAAAGCAACAAACAUGAGGAAUCACUUCUACCAUCGUUAUUGACAAAUAGGAUGCACGACACCAUCUGGAUAUUCCCAACCGCGACAGAGAUGCGACCGUCGUCUGCAGCUGACCAGGGAGCGUGCACGCUUGCAAAUGCUUCAACAUGAGCUCAACCGCAUUCAAUCGUGAAGACUCGGCAGAUCAAGACAGCGAGGCUCUCACCCAAUUUUCAGAUGACCAGCAACCGGAUGGGGCCUCGGUGCCUCGUCCGUCAGGCUAUGCUUCGCAACACGACGAUAUGCAAAGCGAUGUAGCGCAAAGCGACACCGCGCAUAGCGACGCGUCGACUUACAGCGUUUCCACGGCAAGCAGGCCCAUCUCUCUUUCGCAUUCCCAAGGUGCGACGGAUGAGCCAGGCGUGGACGAUCAUCGUCACAUGAUGCUUGCCAGCCUGCUCGAAGAUCACUUUCGCAUGCGCGCUGCAGAGUUCCUCAAUACCACCAAUGGAACUAACUACACCCGGCAUUCGCGCGAGGUCCAACCUCUGGCCCGACAGCUGUUCGCCCAGGCAACCCAAACCCUUUCAUCAAAUGGACUACUUUCCCCCACGGCGGCUUCAGAGCCUGCGCGCGAUGUACGCCGACAAUACCUUGUUGGCCUUGACAGCCUCGUGGCCGGAGCGAGUGGGGUGCAGGCACCGCCAACUAGCAUUUUGGAACCCAUGCGUGACUUGGCGGCCCAGGCAUCGCAAUUCACCAUACUAACUCACCCGGCCACUGACCUCGAGCUCAGACUCCAAGUGCCACGGAGUCGAAUUCAGUACCAAGCCACUUUCAGGGAAUUAGGUCUCCUUGGCAAGGGCGGCUUUGGCAAGGUCUUCAAGUGUUACAAUCGGUUGGACCAGAAGACGUAUGCUGUGAAGAAGAUCCCCCUAUCGCCCAAGCUCACUAAAAGACUCUGCCAGGACAGGCACGAGGACAUGCAAAGUGUGUUACGCGAGGUGCAGGUCCUGGCUAUGCUGGAUCAUGUCAAUGUCGUCCGCUAUCAUGCCACGUGGAUCGAGGAGCCGCAACACGAGCCAGAACAGCAUCGCGAAGUUGGUUUGUUGGAUCAUGAAGCAAACACGAAACUAUGGCAGCGUCCACCGUUGCUGCUUGAAAGCCGUCGCAUUACCCAGGUGUCGGAUGACGACCUCGAGCCCAGCUUUCCAAAGGAGCAAUCAGGCAGCUGCGGCAUUGUAUUUGCAGAAGAUACUCCAUCAUGUCCAGAUGCCAAUAACCACAAGCCCCCGGUGACUGGACUGCAAUGGUCUGAUCAGCUUCCUUCGGGCGAGAGCGCUAUCGAGACACAGUCCGGAUCUGAUAGCGACAUAUUUACGGACGGCCAAGGUGCAGGGCCCUCCCGCAUCGACCACCCGCGCGUCGUCUGCGAGGACGACACGGGCGUGCACGUGUUACAUAUACAGAUGUCGAUGUACCCCAUGACGCUAGCCCAGUACCUUGCACCCACUUCGGGCGACGGCCCAAAACAUUGUUUUCAUCUGAUUCCCACCCUGCGGCUGCUGCUGUCCAUCCUGGAAGGACUUCAAUACAUACACGCCAAGGGUCUGGUACACCGAGACAUCAAGCCAGGCAACAUCUUCCUCUCGCAUUUGGAAGAUAACGACAACACCGGAUACUGCAAUAUCACCUGUCGCUCCUGCCCAGGCAAUAAAGGCCAGGUCUGGCUUAAUCCUCGAAUUGGCGAUUUCGGUCUGGUGGCUCAGCUGGCGCAUGAGGUACUACUAGACGAAGACACACUGUCUAGCAAGCCGGUUGGCACACCGUACUACCGCCCGCCCAUUUGGAAUACUGAGAAGCACAACGAGAAAACGGACGUCUUUGCCCUGGGUGUUGUGUUUGUGGAGAUGAUGUGCCGCUGCGGCACGACUAUGGAACGCGUAGACAUGCUCAAAGGCUUGCAGCGUGGACAGAUACCCCUUGGCUUCGCGGAAGCCAUCGAAGCCGAGGGCUUUGGCGCAGAGACUGACGAUCUCGUCAGAGUGGCAAGCUCAAUGGUUGACCCUGAUCCCGCGCAGAGAUACAGUGACAAGCAGGUCAAGGAUGCGAUCGAGGCGAUACUCGAAAGAGUAAGCCAGGGUGAACUUUUUGUAGCAUAAAACGAGAUAUGCCAUUAGUAUGGCGAGCCCAAUGAUACCACUGGAGUACCAUGUAGUCGUUUCAGUUCGUUGCAUACUGUCGGACCGCACCAGCCUUUCUAGCUGUUUCAUGCUUUUUUGCGCUGGACGGCUGAUUUAGAGAGUCUUGAACUUGCUCGGGUGUAAGUAGCUAAGAGGCAUACCUUUCUGUAUUUAAGAUACUUAUGGCCCCCUUUAGUCUUUUGGACUUGGGGAGAUCAGAGACACAUCAAAUUUCAUGCUUUGUUACAGCUUGCAAUAAGUCC